Molecule: messenger RNA, 2425 nt
Organism: Salvelinus sp. IW2-2015
Lineage: Eukaryota; Metazoa; Chordata; Actinopteri; Salmoniformes; Salmonidae
Product: protein LBH
Biological process (GO): positive regulation of DNA-templated transcription
Cellular component (GO): nucleus
Source: RefSeq, a predicted model, not a curated record
CAUUUCAACUAGUCAGGAUAUCAGAUGGGCAAAAAUACUUGAGGGUUGUUUGUUUCACUAAGGUCACGGCUCCGCUUCGAUUUCUACUCUCUAAAAAACGCUUGCGUUUAAUCUUCUUGUGACAGGCGUUCCGUUGUGGGGGAAAUAUACCAUCAAUAUCAGAUUAAUUCCUUGAUCAUCAGAAUCAACUGCAGGUGUGAAUUCAUGUCUGUAUAUUCUCCCCAAAUAUACUGCCCAGUGUUUGUGCCGAGCGGAGACAUGACUGAGGUGAUGAUCAGUAGCACCCCCAUGGAGGACAUGAGGCUUAGCCCCAGCAAGGACCGGCUCUCCAUCCAGAUCUUUCCAGACCCCUCAGACUUCGAGCGCUGCUGUAAGCUGAAAGACCGCCUGCCCUCCAUCGUAGUGGAGCCCACGGAGGGGGAAGUGGAGAGCGGCGAGCUGCGUUGGCCUCCUGAGGAAUUCAUUGUCAGUGAAGAAGAGGAGAAGGAGAACCAUGGCAAAAGCCAAACUGGACAGCCAAUGCAGAACAACCAGGACUAGAGGCCAAACGACAGACCCUACUCCCACCUACAUCCCACUCGCACUUAACCACUCACUGAGUGACUAGGGGCACACAUGUCAGUGAUGCUCACUUUCCUUCCCUUGACACCAAAGCAUCACUCUCAAGAGAAGCAAUAUGCAUGCUUUACCUUAUCUACUUUUUGGAUUUCACCUCUGUUGCUUAACCACACACACACACCAUAUGUAUGAAAAUACACACACACCAUAUGUAUGAAAAUACACACACACACCAAGCAUCCCUGUGUCUCACCCUAAAAUGGAGGUCCAGUAAAACGGUGGCAGCUCAGUGUUCCAUGGACAGAUCUAGUACUGCAGGAGACUACAAUUCCCACGCCAUUUGCCAAAUCUGCUGGCCACAUGACUCCAGAGACUCCUUAUACCCAGAGACUACUGCUUUGGUACGCAAGUGGAUUUCUGUUUUUCAUACCUUCCUUCGAUAUAUGGAUUGAAAUGUACAUGACUACGAUUGCCAUUGCCGUCUGUGGAUCUCAUAGUCUGUCUUUAAAAGUCUUGUGCGUAUGUUGGUGGGGUUUGUUUUGUUCGUUUCGGUGGAUUGUGAUGACUGACAGGAAGUAGGGGUUACUGUGAACAACACAAAGAGACCGUUAGUCUCCAUUGGGCAAAGGAGUAACUUUUACACUGAGAUGGAAAGAGAGGGAACUCUUCCCUACUUCUAUAAAAGUUCAUUAUAUGUACAGUAUAAUAUGAACUCUGGUUGUGCACUGAAACGCUCAUCUGCUUUGUUUUUUUCCCUUGUCUUGUCCCCCCUGAUGACAUUUGAUAAGUAUUGGAAGGGGGGGGGGAGGGGGCAAUUAGUCAAUAUGAAUCAAUAUAUUUUUUUAGAUGUAGUGAUUAAAACCAACAAUGUCACUAAAAUAGACAGACUCAGUGAAGGACAUUUUUGCCCUCUGAGCCAAUACCUGAGGUUAUUGUUGAUUGGUUUAUUUUGUUAUUGUCACAACAUUCAUGAGACUGAAAUUAGUUCUAAGUGAUUCUCACCAGAGCUCCGAGUUCACUGAUCUCAUCUUCACUGAUCAGCCAUUAUGUCACCCUCAACCAGUAAGGUAUAUCACGAUGCAGGGCCAGGGACUUGGCCAGCUACCUCUUGUACAUUUCUGUACAACUCCCAAUUUUCCAGUUCAUAAAACAGGCAUUGGUUCAUGGCAGUGGAGGCUGCUGAGGGGAGGAUGGCUCAUAAUGGCUGGAAUGGAGUCAAUGACACUUGUUCUCAACUGGCCUACCUGGUUAAGUAAAGGUGAAAUAAUAAAAAAAUGGAAUGGUAUAAACUACAUGGAAAUCACGUUUGUUUGAUACCAUUCCAUUGACUCCAUUCCAGACAUUAUUAUGAGCCGUCCUCCCCUCAGCAGCCUCCACUGGUUCAUGUACUCUGUUCUCUUACUAACAAGUCCUCCACAGUAGCUUCCUUUUAUAAUCUUUAAAACAGUUACUGGUAUCUGUCCGUGUUUUGUUAAAACCAGUUAGUUAUAAAUUGCCACCUGGUUUGUAUGCAAUUUGUUAAACUAAUGAUGUUUUGCCAUCUAUUUCUCUAUUCUACAUCACCAGCUGUUCAGCCUUCUUGGAAAGAUGUUAAAGGCAUGAUGUUUGCUGAAAAAAAUAAGAUACCUUUUAUGUAUUGUUCUUCACCUGUAUAUGAAGCUUUGUGUAUGUCUCUCCCUCUGUAAAUGGCAUUAGGGCUCUGUACAGAACAUCUCCUUUUCUCUCUGCUGUCACCCACAAGUACUGUGCUUUGUUUUUGUAAAGCUCAGGGAGGAUAGCUGCCAUCUUGCUAAUUUUUGUUGUUGUAUUUAGAUCACUUUACUCUGACGAACAGAGGUUGUAAAUAAACAUUUGAAUUUGCUUCCAA